UUUGUCCCCAUCCCCAUCAUUCCAUCACCUUCUCCCCCAUUCUUCCAUCUCCAUUCCCAUGGAUUCCUGACAGAAGACAGAGAAAGAAGAGAGAGAAAAGCCUCUCUCUCUCUCUCUCGUCGGCAUUCCCUCCGGCCAUGGUGCACAACGCCUACGACUCCUUCGAGCUCCUCUCCGACUGCCCCGCCAGGAUCGAGGCCGUCGAGUCCUCCGCCUCCAAGAUCCUCCUCGGCUGCUCCGACGGCUCCCUCCGCAUCUACGGCCCCGAUCCCUCCUCCUCCUCCUCUUCCUCUCCGCCGCCGCCCUCCGACCGGUCCUCCCCGCCCUCCUCCUCCGACUCCCGCGCCGAGCUCCGGAAGGAGCCGUACGCGCUGCACCGCCAUGUCGCCGGAUUCACCAAGCGGCCCUUCCUGUACAUGGAGGCGCUGGCGUCUCGGGAGCUGCUCCUGACGCUAUCCGAGUCCAUCGCCUUCCACCGGCUCCCCAAUCUGGAGACCGUCGCCGUCCUCACCAAGGCCAGGGGCGCCAAUGUGUGCUCCUGGGACGAGAGGAGAGGCUACCUCUGCUUCGCCAGGCAGAAGAGGGUCUCUAUUUUCCGCCACGAUGGGGGAAGGGGCUUUGUGGAGGUGAAAGAGUUUGGGGUGCCCGAUACUGUGAAGUCGAUGUCGUGGUGCGGUGAGAACAUAUGUUUGGGAAUCAGGAGAGAGUACGUGAUCAUGAAUGCUACGAAUGGCGCAUUGUCCGAGGUGUUUCCUUGUGGGAGGCUAGCGCCACCUCUGGUGGUGCCCCUUCCUUCUGGGGAACUCAUCCUUGGGAAGGAUAAUAUUGGAGUUUUCGUGGACCAAACUGGGAAGCUACUACCAGAAGGUAGGAUAAUUUGGUCAGAGGCUCCUCAAAAAGUUGUCAUUCAGAAGCCAUAUGUAAUAGGUUUAUUACCAAGAUAUGUUGAGAUUCGCUCUCUUCGAGUUCCAUACCCAUUGAUUCAGACUGUUGUUCUCCGUAAUGUUCGUCAUCUUGCCCAAAGUAGCAGUUCAUUAGUUGUUGCCCAAGAUAAUUCCGUCUAUGGGCUCUUUCCUGUUCCUAUUGGUGCACAGAUUGUGCAGUUAACGGCGUCUGGCAAUUUUGAGGAAGCCUUGGCCUUGUGCAAGAUGCUUCCACCAGAAGAUUCAAACCUUCGAACUGCAAAAGAGGGGUCGAUUCAUAUAAGAUAUGCACACUAUCUUUUUGAAAAUGGAAGCUAUGAGGAGGCAAUGGAACAUUUCUUGGCUUCUCAAGUGGAUAUAACUUAUGUGCUUUCUCUAUAUCCGUCAAUAAUUCUUCCAAAAACGGCUUUGGCUCCUGAGCCAGAGAAAUUGGUGGACAUUUCUUGGGACACUUCAUACCUAUCUAGAGCUUCCUCUGGUGUGUCAGAUGAUAUGGAAUCGUCCCCCCCACCACAUUCGCAGGAGUUCGAUGAGCAUUCAGCACUCGAGUCCAAAAAAAUGAGCCAUAACACUCUCAUGGCUCUUAUCAAAUUUUUGCAGAAGAAGAGACACAGUAUAAUAGAGAAGGCCACAACUGAGGGCACAGAAGAGGUGGUUUUAGAUGCUGUUGGUGAUAGUGUCCCCUCAUACAAUAUCAGUCGAUUUAAAAGGACUAACAAGGGACGGGCCAGCAUCGCCAUUAGUUCAGUUGCAAGGGACAUGGCAACUAUAUUGGACACAGUACUACUCCAGGCCUUGCUUCUCACUGGACAGUCUUCUGCUGCUGUUGAAUUACUGAAAGGCCUUAACUACUGUGAUGUGAAAAUAUGUGAGGAGAUUCUUCAGAACAGUAAUAAUUAUACAGCUUUGCUCGAGCUUUACAAAAGCAGUGCGAUGCAUCAUGAAGCUCUAAAGCUUCUUCAUCACUUAGUGGAGGAGUCAAAAUCAAAUGAAUCAAAAUCUGUUGCGGCUCAAAAGUUCAAGCCAGAGAUGAUAAUUGAAUAUCUCAAGCCUCUCUGUGGAUCUGACCCUAUGCUUGUCUUGGAGUUUGCAAUGCUUGUUCUUGAAAGCUGUCCAACGCAAACUAUCGAGCUCUUUUUGUCUGGGAAUAUUCCAGCAGAUUUGGUCAACUCUUAUUUGAAGCAGCAUGCACCAAACAUGCAGGCCACAUACUUGGAACUUAUGCUUGCCAUGAACGAGAAUGGAAUCUCAGGAAAUUUGCAAAAUGAAAUGGUGCAAAUCUAUCUGGGUGAGGUCCUUGAAUGGUAUGGAGAUCUUAGUGCUCAACAGAAAUGGGAUGAGAAAGUCUAUACUCCAACAAGGAAGAAGUUGUUGUCUGCAUUAGAAAGUAUCUCGGGUUACAGUCCAGAGACUCUGUUGAAACGUCUUCCAACAGAUGCCUUGUAUGAAGAGCGCGCAAUUUUAUUGGGGAAAAUGAACCAACAUGAGCUCGCCUUGUCUCUCUAUGUUCAUAAGCUUCAUGUGGCUGAUCUGGCACUGUCUUAUUGUGAUCGUGUAUACAAAAGUAUGGUUCAUCAGCCAUCUGCAAAAUCUCCGGGCAGUAUAUAUCUUACCCUUAUGCAAAUAUACCUGAAUCCUCGAAGAACAACAAGAGAUUUCGAAAAGCGCAUCAACAAUAUAGUAUCAUCUCAAAGUCCCAGCGUUCCAAAGCUUGGUCAUACGGCUUCUAUUAGGUCCAAGGGAAGUCGAACCUCUAAAAAAAUUGCUGCAAUAGAGGGUGCGGAAGAUAUGAGAGUAAGUCCCAGCAAUACUGACAGUGGCAGGAGUGAUGGUGAUGCAGAUGAGUCUAGUGAAGAAGGAGCUUCCACUAUAAUGCUUGAUGAGGUCCUCGAUCUGUUGAGCAAAAGGUGGGAUAGAAUCAAUGGAGGACAGGCCCUUAGACUCUUACCAAGAGAAACUAAGCUGCAGAAUUUGCUUCCAUUUCUCGGUCCCCUUAUUAGGAAGUCCAGUGAAGCAUCCAGGAACUACUCGGUGAUUAAGAGUUUGAGGCAGAGUGAAAACCUUCAGGUGAAAGAUGAACUUUACACCCAAAGGAAAGCGGUCGUGAAGAUAACCGGCGAUAGUAUGUGCUCUCUUUGCAACAAAAAGAUAGGGACGAGUGUAUUUGCAGUGUAUCCAAAUGGAAAGACGCUCGUUCAUUUCGUUUGCUUUAGGGACUCUCAGAACAUGAAAGCCGUAACUAAGGGCUCACCCUUAAGGAAGCGAUGAUUUUCUUGUUCCGCAUGCAAUGUUGGGAGUUCCAUUGUUGUCAGGCAGCUGAAUCGCUGAGGAUCACGUUGCGACUCCACUUCACUGGGAAAUGAUUGUUACUUGUAUGUAUCGGGCAUCGAUUUUGCUGUAGAGAAUCGCAAGAUGGAAAGGAGCGGCAAUGAGACGGUGCCCCGACGAUUUUGGUCCUCCUCUAGGGGACCUUUUUGUAGAUGGGAUUGUAUAUUGUUUGCUUGUGAUGUCUCUUUUCUCUUUUUGCCCCUCUUUUGCUGGUGGGUGUUUUUGUCAUAGUUUCAUUCCCUUGCGCCGAUGCGAAUGUGGAAUUUUUGAAGGGUUUUUGAGGUUCUAUGUUUUGAUUGAAACUUGACUUGUAAGUAAAGAAAUGUUACCAAGAACAAGAAACAUAUGUUCAUCAUAUAUCUAUUGAGUUCUCUGAAA
Molecule: messenger RNA, 3629 nt
Organism: Eucalyptus grandis
Lineage: Eukaryota; Viridiplantae; Streptophyta; Magnoliopsida; Myrtales; Myrtaceae
Product: vacuolar sorting protein 39
Exons: 12
Coding region: 138-3191 (1017 amino acids)
Biological process (GO): autophagy; endosomal vesicle fusion; vesicle-mediated transport
Cellular component (GO): membrane; cytoplasm
Source: RefSeq, a predicted model, not a curated record